Messenger RNA from Staurois parvus, 176 nucleotides. Lineage: Eukaryota; Metazoa; Chordata; Amphibia; Anura; Ranidae. The record is from the annotation of a GenBank genome assembly.
UGCCCCAUCAUAGGUGUCAGUGGGGGGAGGAAUAGUGCCCCAUCCUUGGUGUCAGUGGGGGGAGGAAUAGUGCCCCAUCCUUGGUGUCAGUGGGGGGGAGGAAUAGUGCCCCAUCCUUGGUGUCAGUGGGGAGAGGAAUAGUGCCCCAUCCUUGGUGUCAGUGGGGGGAGGAAUAG